AGCACGUUGUUAGUGGGCGCGGCUGGCCAGCCCCGAGGGUGGCGGGGCGGAGGGGGUGGGGGGGACGAGCUUCCGCCUGCACCCCGCAAAUUCCGGCACCCGGAGCCACCCUCGGGCCAGGCCCCUCAGCUGCGUGACCGUGCGCGGCCUCCGAGGAGCUGUCGCCUGGCGUGUGCGGCGGGAAGCGGCGGCGUCCGAAGAGUCUCUGUAGAAGCUGAAAUCCAUCAAUCAUUCUUCAAAAUGCAAUGGAAUGUCCCAAGGACUGUAUUCCGGCUGGCACACAGGACAUGCCUGGAACCACUUAAAGCUGGUCUUUUUGGACAUUGUCAAACCUUAAAAGGAGAGAUAAUUGCACAUAAUACUGAAUGUAGAGUAGUUUUGAUUGCAGGCCCUCAGAAACAGUGGUUGCAUGUUUCUACUGCCCAGUUUGCUGGAACGGAAAGGAAGACAUUCAGUCAUGCACCGCAGCCCGGAGUCCUUCACCGGAAGGCUCGGAAGCAAGAUAUUUUAUCCCGGAGGGUUAUAUCAUCCAAAUCCACAUCCUCAGAAACUUCGGAAAAAAAGGAAGAACUUGAUCCUUUACAAGACACGUCUAUUAGUCUUUAUCAACGAUUUAAGAAGACAUUUAGACAAUAUGGCAAAGUUUUGAUUCCUGUGCAUCUAAUAACCUCUGGAGUUUGGUUUGGGGCAUUUUAUUAUGCAGCCAUAAAAGGAAUGAAUGUUGUUCCUUUCCUUGAACAUCUUGGGUUACCUGACAAUGUGGUGAACAUUCUCAAAAAUUCCCAGAGUGGAAAUGCACUAACUGCGUAUGCUUUGUUUAAGAUUGCAACACCUGCCCGCUACACGGUGACUCUGGGAGGAACCUCCUUCACUGUGAAGUACUUGAGGAAGCAUGGUUACAUAUCAACACCUCCUCCUGUUAAAGAGUAUCUCCAAGACAGGAUGGAGGUGACGAAGGAGCUUCUCACAGAGAAAAUGGAAGAAACUAAGGAUAGACUCACUGAAAAAUUACACGAAACCAAAGGAAAAGUUUCUUUAAAGAAAAAAGUGGAAUAGGGUGCCUUAUAUAACAGGUCAUAGGAAAUGCCUGCAUUUUAUCCCUUUGGAGACUAUGGACAAAGAUACAUGUUCCUGAUUAUCUUUUUUGGUUAGUUACCUAAAUAUACCAGUUCUCUGAGAGUUAUGGAACUGAUACCUUUUAAAAAUUAAAUAUUACUAGAGGGAAAAAAAUCAGUGUUUCUUGAACUUAAAUGAACCCAGUAUAAGAAAUUCCUGUCAGUAGUAAUUAAGCAGUAUUCAGUUUCUUAUACACUGACACUCUUUCAGGUUCUUCAAAAUCAUACUUGUUGCAUUAUGUUUCGUUACAGCUAGAAUUAUGCAUACUAGGCAGUGGAUUCCUUGAAUAACCCACUCAGCCUUAUUUAGGCAGGAUGUUAACACUAGACUUUGUCUAAUGUCUCUUUGUCUUACUUGUUGAAGUUUAACUGUAUUCAGUUCACAGUGCGGAGACAAACUUUUAUAAAUACUGCCUACCUAUGACUAAAAUAAUACAAAACAGUACUUAAUGGUUAUAUGCCAGUUAAAAUACAGACUUUUUAUGAAGAAUGUUGAAUAAAAAUUGAGUUAUGUAAAUAAGAUGUAUUGAUUAUAUGUAAAUGAGGAAAUUGGCUCAAUUUUUAUCUGGUUUGUCAUAAUCAUAUUUUUCAAAGCAAAUAUAUAUUGCCAGUUUUUCUCCUGGGACAUAAAACUGUGCUGUGAAUUGUUUGUAUCUUCUUCAGCUAAUCUUUCAGGGAAAGUGAAAACCUUAAGUUCAUUGUUAGAAAUCAGAUAUUAUUAAGUAGUAUUUUAAAUUUGUAGUUCUCCAACAGGUACAGAGUUAGAAGAUGGAAAAUAACAUUGGGCUGGAGACGUAUGGGAUCAGCUCCAUGAGCCAGCCUCUUCCCAGCUUCUUUCUUUCAGACUUAUUAAUUUCAUUAUCAAGUCAAUUUAAAAAUUGUUCCUGCCACUUCCCCGCCACACACACACACACACAUUGGAGUAUUCUUGCCCAGAGCAUUUUAUUUAAAAUACUAAAAUAGAAAAUCUAUCAUUAAAUUAUCUACGUGGAAUAAAAUUCAGCCAUAGUCAUGUAUGAAAGUCGCUAAGAUCACACAGGUGUUUUAGCUGGUAUGUCUGUUUACUCUGUUUUAACUUGGUUCUAACCCCUGAGGAGCCACGAGCUUGAGUGAACCCGUCAUAAGGCUAGCGGGUGUCUAGAGAGCCUCCGCUAAGAGUCCUGCAGAGAUCACGACAGUUUGGAAGGAUUUUUGUAUAAAUUCACAGUAUGUCCAAACUUAGAUAAUAGCUAAAGGAAAAAAUGUUUACACUUAUUAUAUGUAAUCAUUACAUUGGAAUACUCUCAACUGGAAUCUUUUUGGGUGACCGAGUAGAAUAGUGAGAGCAGGCGAGCUGCCGGUCUGCCAUGGGCGAGAUGAGUUUCUGUUGCAGGUGAGGCAGCUAGUUUCACAACUGACAGCACACUUUAAAUCAAAACACAGUAUGAUUUAUCUGAUGACGUCAUUUGCAGCUUUGAAGAAUUUAAAUGUAAUGAUACUUUUUCCUUGGGGCUUUUUAUUAUUACUAUUUUGCCACUGAGACUAUAUCUGUGCUUAAAAAUCUUUUUUGAAAACUCUAAGAGAAUUUCCUUUUACUUUUUUUUAUAUUGCACAGGGUAUAUUUGCCAGUGUGGGUUCCUAGAAGUCACUAAUAAUCCUGAUACUUAAAUUUGCUUUUCUUGAGUAAUCUACCUUUUAUACAGUUCAUUUGAGUUGUUAGCAUUGAGUCUCAAAUGUUGUUGUUUUUAAGCCAGUUAUAGAAAGUGAGACACUGAUGAGGACUUUAAAUUCUGUAGGGGGAAAAAAAAUCUCUUAAGUUGUGAGAGAUUGUGUUAUUAGUUGGCAUCAGGAAUGACACCUGUCGAAUGUACCACAUUGCUGACUACAAAAAGCUUUUAAAAGGAGGCCUUAUAAUGUGUGGAAUUUGGAAUAGCAGCUAACAGUAUAAUAAUUGUUUCAAAUUUGUUAUCAAGACCAUAAAUAUACAUAGUUUGCUAUGUAUAAUAAAUUAUACUUCAAUUAAAGUAAA
Sorex araneus (European shrew) is the source of this 3123-nucleotide messenger RNA. RefSeq names its product family with sequence similarity 210 member A (gene MIMS1). Lineage: Eukaryota; Metazoa; Chordata; Mammalia; Eulipotyphla; Soricidae. Bases 241 to 1056 code for a protein of 271 amino acids. The record is from RefSeq and is a predicted model, not a curated record. Gene Ontology annotation, cellular component: mitochondrion. The transcript is spliced from 4 exons.